CUGCCGAAAGAUAUUGUGUUCCUCGCCACAUUUGACGAGGGAAAAGGAGACGCGCUCACCGACCUCUCAGACCAUGGAAACGAUGGUACUGCUGAAGGAAAGGCAUCUUGGAUUGAUGGCGAGUUUGACAAAGCAUUUGAGUUUGAUGGCGGAACGUUUAUUACAAUCGAAAACGCUGCGCCUUUGAAAGAACUCACCGACCCGAUGAGUGUGGGGGCAUGGGUAAACCCUGAUGGCAUUAACAAUUGGCAGAAUAUUGUAGAGAUGGACGGCGGAGCCGGCUGGAAAUUUGGAUUCCACGGUUCAAAGAAGCUCGUCUGGACUACGUAUCAUGUCAAAGAUUUUCUCGGACAAACUACGAUUGCUGAAGGCGAAUGGAGUCACGUCGCCGCAACAUGGGAUGGCAAAGAGGCGAUUAUCUAUAUCAAUGGUGAAGAAGACGACGGGGGUCCAAUCGCCGGGGGCGGGGUCAUUGACGUCACAGGAGAACCCAGUCUUGAUAUUGGAUAUCGACGGACUUCUAGCUCAUCUCAUUUCAUUGGUGGUAUGGACGAACUCUGGAUUUCCAACAAGGUGAAGUCUCAAAAGGAAAUCCAGGAAUUUAUGAAUUCCGGCUUUAACACAAUCCUCGCCGUAGAUGCGGCAGAUAAGCUCGCGGUGACAUGGGGUAAACUCAAAGCCAAUUGA
This is a messenger RNA of Geodia barretti, 687 nucleotides long. Lineage: Eukaryota; Metazoa; Porifera; Demospongiae; Tetractinellida; Geodiidae. The record is from the annotation of a GenBank genome assembly.